Dichomitus squalens LYAD-421 SS1 is the source of this 285-nucleotide messenger RNA. RefSeq lists its product as uncharacterized. The record is from RefSeq and is a predicted model, not a curated record. The coding region runs from base 1 to 285 and encodes 94 amino acids. Lineage: Eukaryota; Fungi; Basidiomycota; Agaricomycetes; Polyporales; Polyporaceae. The transcript has 3 exons.
AUGUUCCACCACCCCCAUCCUGUCGCGCCUUGCCCGUCGCUCUCCUGGGGCUUCAUCGCUCCAAGCCUCUCCGGGUUCCGCCAGACGCGGAGCGGCACUUCGUUCUCCCCCUGGGCUGCCGUCGCUCCCUUCGGCAUACCCAUCGAGGCUCCUGCGGACUUCGACCUUCGCGCGCGCACCGAGGCUGCACUGGCAGAUCAAGUGCAGGACCCCGCCUGCGCAGAGCAGGACGGCCUUCCGGUGACCCCGCUGUUCGAAAGCGAAAAGGACCCAGCGUCGCCUUGA